This is a messenger RNA of Eruca vesicaria subsp. sativa (arugula), 240 nucleotides long. NCBI's taxonomy places the organism in Eukaryota, Viridiplantae, Streptophyta, Magnoliopsida, Brassicales, Brassicaceae. The record is from the annotation of a GenBank genome assembly.
AUGGCCGCAACUUGUUGCAUUGAUCCAAGGGCUUACAAGAAUGUGGAAAGAGAUGCUAGAGUGUCAUCAAAGUCAGUGACAGGUAUUUAUUUCCACCGGAGGAAGAAGUUUUCAGAAGUUUCUGAAACAUGGGAAAAAGAGUUUGAUGCGCAUCGGUUCUCUUACAAGUCUUUAUACAAAGCAACAAAAGGGUUUAGUAAAGAUGAGUUUCUAGGAAAAGGAGGUUUUGGUGAAGUCUAG